This is a messenger RNA of Prunus avium (sweet cherry), 1881 nucleotides long. Its product is annotated as putative L-type lectin-domain containing receptor kinase S.5. The record is from RefSeq and is a predicted model, not a curated record. Gene Ontology annotation, biological process: protein phosphorylation. Gene Ontology annotation, molecular function: carbohydrate binding; ATP binding; protein kinase activity. Lineage: Eukaryota; Viridiplantae; Streptophyta; Magnoliopsida; Rosales; Rosaceae.
UAAUGAAUUUGGGGCAAUCAGGAAUCCUGGAAUCUAAUAUUUUUUCUUUGUUUCUAGAAUUAUGAAAGUUGAUCAUCAAUAAUGUAAAUUAAUGGGAAAGUUCCAGGUUAUAACACCGAAAGCUGCAACCAAACACUUCAAACUUCUCUUCUCCCUCGCAGUCGCAGAGAUAAAAACAAACACCAUAAAAAUAAACAAAUGACAGACACAGAGAGCUAAGCUGGCCAUUCACGAGCUCUCCCUCGAUCGUCUCAUCAUUUUUUGAACUGUGCAACGGCGUCGUCUAGCUCCAGAAGAAGCAGCUGCAGCAGCUACCACAUGAAGCUGAAGCAGCUGGCUAUAAUCACUUCCGGCAUGGUGCUUCUGCUGCUUCUGCUUUUCCCCGCAGCAGCUUUCUCCGACGCUCAGAACCUCGAACCAUUUCAGUACUACGUGCACAAGGGGCGGAGGGCCGCCGCGUCUGACCCGAAUAUCUUAGGGGCACUCAAGAGCCUUCCGGGCACUCCAAGGGAGUUUGAGUUCAAGGAGCUGAAGAAGGCUACGAACAACUUCGACGAGAAGCACAAGCUAGGGCAAGGUGGGUUUGGGGUGGUCUAUAGAGGUGUGCUACCCAAAGAGAAUUUGGAAGUGGCUGUGAAGAAAUUCUCCCGGGAUAAUCUCAAGGGUAAAGACGACUUUUUGGCUGAGCUCACCAUUAUCAACCGCCUCCGCCACAAGCAUCUCGUCCGGCUACUUGGAUGGUGCCACAAAACUGGGAUGCUACUCAUAGUAUACGAGUACAUGCCGAACGGAAGCUUGGACAACCACCUUUUCGGGGGUCCUGAGAAUGCAACACUAGGCUGGAGCCAGAGGUUCAAAAUUGUAUCCGGAGUGGCGUCUGCCUUGCAUUACCUCCACAACGACUACGACCAAAGAGUGAUCCAUAGAGACCUCAAGGCCAGCAACAUAAUGCUAGACUCCCACUUCAACUCCCGCCUCGGCGACUUUGGCCUCGCACGUGCCUUGGAAAACGAGAAAACCUCGUAUGCGGAGCUCGAGGGUGUACCGGGCACAAUGGGGUACAUCGCACCCGAGUGCUUCCACACGGGCAAGGCCACGUGCGAGUCUGAUGUCUAUGGGUUCGGGGCUGUGCUUCUAGAAGUUGCCUGCGGUCAACGACCAUGGACCAAAAUGGGCGGGUUUCAGUUUGUGGUGGAUUGGGUUUGGUCCUUGCAUAGAGAAGGGCGUGUCUUGGAGGCCGUGGACGAGAGGCUGGGGAGUGAUUACGUGGCAGAGGAAGCUGAGAGGCUUUUGCUUCUUGGGCUAGCCUGCUCUCACCCUAUUGCCAACGAGAGGCCCAAGACCCAGGCCAUUAUCCAAAUCAUUUCCGGGUCGGUUCCGGUGCCCCGAGUCCCACCUUUUAAACCCGCUUUUGUGUGGCCCUCCUCCUCUAUGCCUGAAGGAGUAAGCAGCGUAGCCAACACUCUGAAUACGACGUCGACGUCGUCAUGGCCUCUUGGGAUAUCAGUUUCGGAUAGAUCUGAAUGGACCCCACGCUACGACAGCCAGGACAGCUAUGGAGGAGCAGGAGGAUAUAGUGAGAGCUCCUCUCUGGUUUAAAUUUAAGAUGCUUAAUUUUGUCAUCCUAUCAUUAGAACCAGCGAGCCUCAUGUUUCAAUUUAUUUAUUUUUCCACUUUUCUUUUUAAAAAAUAAAAAAUAAAAAAUAUAAAGAUAUUUCCUAGUUUAAAUAUUGUUUCUUUUUUCUAACGUGUUUUGUUUAUCACCGAAGGUGCUUUUCCACGUGUAAGUUUGUACAUUUUGUUGAUAUUUAUAUAUAUAUAUAUGUACAUCUUAUUUCGUCACCCAUGUUCUUCCCUUUAUAAACUUGACUCUUUAUCUGA